AUGGCAGCCAUUAGAAAGAAGCUUGUGAUUGUUGGUGAUGGUGCUUGUGGUAAAACAUGUCUGCUUAUAGUGUUCAGCAAAGACCAGUUUCCUGAAGUUUACGUGCCCACAGUGUUUGAGAAUUACGUUGCAGAUAUUGAAGUUGACGGCAAACAGGUGGAACUGGCCCUGUGGGAUACAGCAGGGCAGGAGGACUACGACAGACUUCGACCACUGUCCUACCCUGACACCGAUGUCAUCCUCAUGUGCUUCUCCAUAGACAGUCCUGACAGUUUGGAGAACAUUCCCGAAAAGUGGACUCCAGAAGUUCGACAUUUCUGCCCAAAUGUUCCCAUCAUUCUUGUGGGCAAUAAAAAAGAUCUACGUCACGACCAAGUGACCAUUCGGGAGCUGCACAAGAUGAAACAGGAGCCGGUAAAGUUUGAAGAAGGCAAAGGAAUGGCGGAAAAGAUUGGCGCGUACGCUUACCUGGAAUGUUCUGCUAAGACCAAAGACGGAGUUCGAGAUGUCUUUGAGACAGCAACUAGGGCGGCGCUAUCAAUUAAGAAAAAAGCUCGUAGAAUUAAAUGUUCUUUGCUCUGA
This is a messenger RNA of Candidula unifasciata, 582 nucleotides long. NCBI's taxonomy places the organism in Eukaryota, Metazoa, Mollusca, Gastropoda, Stylommatophora, Geomitridae. The record is from the annotation of a GenBank genome assembly.